Olea europaea var. sylvestris is the source of this 771-nucleotide messenger RNA. Its product is annotated as calcium uniporter protein 2, mitochondrial-like. The transcript has 2 exons. The coding region runs from base 95 to 712 and encodes 205 amino acids. Gene Ontology annotation, biological process: mitochondrial calcium ion homeostasis; calcium import into the mitochondrion. Gene Ontology annotation, molecular function: uniporter activity; calcium channel activity. The record is from RefSeq and is a predicted model, not a curated record. Gene Ontology annotation, cellular component: uniplex complex; mitochondrial inner membrane. NCBI's taxonomy places the organism in Eukaryota, Viridiplantae, Streptophyta, Magnoliopsida, Lamiales, Oleaceae.
CUCCCGAAAUAAUCCACCAUUGUUGAAGCAAUCCUUGUCUCUUUUCUUUUCUCUCUCAUAAAACAUACUAAUAAUCUUUCAAGAUUAUUCAUCAAUGGCGUUAAAGAAAACAUUAGCCCAACGUCUUUUCAGCAUGUCUAGAAUCAACAUUCCGGCUUUAACAAAUUACCGGAUUUCCUCAUCGUCAACAGCUGUUAAUGCCCUAUCAAAUCCACAGCCAAAGCUAAAUAAACUGGCUCUGGAUCCCGGAGAUGAUGGGAUUUUCCGGCGGUACUUGCACCGUCACUCGGUGGCCAUAUCUCCUGAAAUUCGGUCCCUGCCCACCGGAAAAAAGCUGCUGGAGAAACUCCGGGCGAUGGACAUGACCCGAGACCGGAUCAGGAUUGAAGGAUUGAGUCCUCCAGCGGGAGAGGUGCCGCCGUCGACGAAUAAGAAGCUGACAGUGGAGGAUGUCAAAAAGAUUCUAAGAUUGUCGCAGCUUGAAAUGGUGAAGGAAAGUCUUAAGCAUAUUGAAAAUGAUUAUAUUUCUUAUUCAGAUUAUUUACAGAUUUGCAUUAAAAAUUGCUCGAGUGUUCAUCAAGGAAUGGAGUUCGCUAAAAAGCUCGAUGAAUCUGGCGCUGUUAUUGUAUUGGGUGAUUUUGUCCUCCUCCGGCCUGAGCAGGAAAAAGUGAAACAAUGUUUCGCACUCAGAUCCCUUAAAACCAGAUGGUGACCUUUAUAUUGGGUGGAUCACUCAUCAAAAGAAGAUUAUUUUCGGAGACCAAAAAUGAU